GUCGCCGGGUUACGGCUGGGGAGAGCAGGCCUCAUUUUGUGCUUUGGGAAAAGAAGCUUGUUUGGUAUUGCUGAACCUAAGUAGUGACGACGAGAGAGGCGGCGGUCUGAAAGCUUUGCACUAUCCGCACCCAUUGUACCGGUAACAACGGGGUCUGUCAGCUACCCGCUAUGCCGCUGCCUGUUGCACUGCAGACCCGCCUGGCCAAGAGAGGCAUCCUCAAACAUCUGGAGCCUGAACCCGAGGAAGAGAUCAUUGCUGAGGACUAUGAUGAUGAUCCUGUGGACUAUGAGGCCACCCGGUUGGAGGGCCUGCCACCAAGCUGGUACAAAGUGUUUGACCCUUCCUGUGGGCUCCCUUACUACUGGAAUGUGGACACAGACCUUGUGUCCUGGCUCUCCCCCCAUGACCCCAACUCCAUUGUUACCAAAUCUGCCAAGAAGCUCAGGAACAACAGUGCAGAUGCUGAGGAAAAGUUGGACCGAAGUCAUGAGAAGUCUGACAGGGGCCAUGAGAAGUCAGACCGUGGUCAUGAGAAGCCAGACAGGGGCCACGAGAAGUCAGACCGGAAUCACGACAAGUCUGACAGAGAUCGAGAGCGUGGCUAUGACAAAGUAGACAGAGAGAGAGAGCGGGACAGGGAACGGGAUCGGGACCGUGGGUAUGACAAGGCAGACCGGGAAGAGGGCAAAGAACGUCGCCACCAUCGCCGGGAAGAACUGGCUCCGUACCCCAAGAGCAAGAAGGUAGUGAGCCGAAAGGAUGAAGAGUUAGACCCCAUGGACCCGAGCUCAUACUCAGACGCGCCCCGGGGCACAUGGUCAACAGGACUCCCCAAGCGGAAUGAGGCCAAGACAGGCGCUGACACGACAGCAGCUGGGCCCCUCUUCCAACAGCGUCCAUACCCAUCCCCAGGCGCUGUGCUCCGGGCAAACGCUGAGGCCUCUCGAACCAAACAGCAGGAUUGAACCUUUGCUCUCCGCAGCCCUGAUAGUUUUUUUUUCUUUCUUUCUUUUCUUUUCUCUCUUUCUCUUUUUUUGUGUGGUACUGGGGAUAGAACCCAGGGCUUUGCACAUGCUAAGCAAGCGCUCUUACUACUGAGCUAUACUCCUAGUCACCCCCCUUGGUGUUUCCAAUAAAAGCUUUUUUGUGGAU
Molecule: messenger RNA, 1155 nt
Organism: Castor canadensis (American beaver)
Lineage: Eukaryota; Metazoa; Chordata; Mammalia; Rodentia; Castoridae
Gene: Pqbp1
Product: polyglutamine binding protein 1
Biological process (GO): alternative mRNA splicing, via spliceosome
Cellular component (GO): cytoplasm; nuclear body
Molecular function (GO): protein binding; ribonucleoprotein complex binding
Source: RefSeq, a predicted model, not a curated record